Trematosphaeria pertusa is the source of this 464-nucleotide messenger RNA. RefSeq lists its product as uncharacterized. The transcript has a single exon. The record is from RefSeq and is a predicted model, not a curated record. NCBI's taxonomy places the organism in Eukaryota, Fungi, Ascomycota, Dothideomycetes, Pleosporales, Trematosphaeriaceae. The annotation marks the transcript as partial.
ACUUCACCAAACGCCGUGCCAGAUCUAUACUACAGAGCAUACCCGGAACAGAUUAAGCCAGCCAUCCAAGAUCAGCUUUUGGAGCUCAUCGGGCUGUCGACUGAGAAUAGUCUCCCGGUGACCCCAAACACGUUUCUAGCCGUGAAAGAGGUGGACGGAACGCCCGCUGUUGCUAAACGGCAAGCUGCAUACGAUGCCGCCCUUGGGGCCAGAGCCAUACAAGCCCUUGAAUCCUUUGGCCGACCCCACCCGACCUUUGAUACACGCCUCAAAGCCAUAUCUUCCACAUAUGUCGAUGGAAAGCUGGCUCUAUUCGACACCCAUGUGCUGUCUCCUAUGUCACCACGCGGCUCGCGGCAUUCGCGAGCGACAGGGACGUUGGAGCAUGCCGCACCGGGCUUGCAUUAUUUCGAAAUGCGAUGUCCUGGGCUAAAGAACUUCGAGAUUCUGCAAUCCGAGCAGCC